AUGUCUAUAUACCCACUUUACAAGGAUCUAUUUCCACCAACUGGUGUCGAGGAAGUUGUUUGUGCUUCUUUUACUUCGCCUACUGACAUUAAUUUAAUAGUUGCACGUUCAUCGAUCUUACAAAUAUAUAGAUUUGUUGAGCAAGCUGAAGUUACAAAAGAGGAAGAAACAGCCAUGGAAGAGGAUGUUAACUUGGUAAAUGUGUUUGGUAAAGAUGAUGAUCAGAAUUUCAUAUUUCCUACACUCAAACCAGCUGCAAAUCUUUUGUACAUGACUGCUCGCCUUGAAUUAAUUAUUCAAUAUAAGCUCCAUGGAAAUAUAACAUCUAUGGGUGUUGUUCAAACGAUUUCAUCUGGUGCAAAUGGUAUGGAUAGUCUAUUAAUAAGUUUCAAGGAUGCAAAGUUAUCACUUUUGGAGUUUUCUUUGGCAACAAAUAGUAUUGUCACAGUAUCAAUCCACUAUUAUGAACGUGAGGAAUUCAAGUUGGAAUUUCUUUCAAAUCCAUUUCCUACCAAAGUCAAAGUUGAUUCAUCAAGUAGUUGUGCAGUUUUACAUUUUUAUGGUGAUAAGCUGGCAAUCUUGCCAUUCCGUCAAGAAGCUUUGAAUUUAGAUGAAGAAGAUGCUGCAAUCAAGUGGCCAUAUGUACCAAGUUUUGUUGUUGAAUUGUCAUCAAUACAGUCAAAAAUUAAAAAUAUUAUAGACAUGAAUUUUUUGAAUGAUUAUUAUGAACCAACUUUGGCAAUACUUUUUGAACCUUGCCAAACUUGGCCCGGGAAAUUAAAUUCACAAAAAGACACUUGUUCUCUUAUUGUCAUAUCACUUGAUAUUGCACAGAAAAAAUAUCCAAUAAUAUAUUCAAUGGACAACUUGCCACAUUCUUGUGUAAAGACAGUUCCAGUUCCAAAACCUAUAGGCGGUAUACUUAUAAUAACAGCUAAUGCAUUAAUUCAUGUAAUUAAAAAUUCACCAGGAAUAGGUGUUUCUGUUAAUGGUUAUGCAUCAUCAACAACAGAUUUUCCGCUUGAUAGUUCAUUUGAGCAUUUGGGGAUUACCUUAGAAGGCUGUAAACAUGUCUUUUUGACAACUGACGAAAUAUUACUUGCUUUAAGAAAUGGUGAUUUAUACCUUGCAAAGUUAAUAAAGGAUGGAAGAUCAGUCUCAAAAAUUAGUUUGGAAAAGGUUGGCAAUGAUACAUUGCCAUCAUGCGCAUGUUACAUUACAGAUGGAUAUUUUUUCCUAGGUUCAAGACUUGGAGAUUCUCAUCUGAUUCAAUAUAAAACACUAAAGAUUGAACCAAAAUCCAAUGGUGUUGUAAAUGGCUUUGGUUAUCAGUCAAGAAGGAAUACAUUAGAUUUUGAAACAGAAUUAUAUAAUACUGAUGUUAUAAAUAACACAAUUAAAAAUGAUGACAUUAGUAAAAAUUCAAAAUCUUCAACAAAAAAAGAUUAUAUAUUCACUUUGUGUGAUACUCUUCUUAAUGUUGGUCCAAUUGUGGGCAUGACAUAUGGUGAACUAGUAUUUUCUGAAGAAAAAUCUCACAUGCAUAAUAUUAAAAAAGACUUGGAACUAGUGACUUGUUCUGGAUAUGGAAAAGGAGGGUCAAUUUGCGUUUUUCAUCAUAAUAUAAAUCCUGUUGUUUUUAGUUCUUUUGCUAUGGAUGGCUGUUUAAAUAUGUGGGCUAUAUCAAGUAUUGAUCCUAUAUUUGCAGGGAUUCCUAUGGACACUCCAGGUUUACCAAAUCAUUUGCCUAGUAUAGAUUCUGAACAGUCAUAUGACAAAUAUCUUUUUAUUUCUAAAAGCUUCAAGACAAUGGUUUUGGCUUGUGGCGAAGAGUUACAAGAGCUUGAGCAUUCUGAUUUUUAUACAGAAGGACCCACUAUAGAAGUUGGCUCAUUAUUAAAUAAUUCAUUAAUUUUACAAGUUCAUCCAUAUGGUCUUAAACUUCUUAAUUCUGACAGUAAACAAAUAAUCUCAAUUGAUAAAGAUCCUGGAAAUGGAUUGAUUGUUUUUGCAAGCAUCGUGGAUCCAUAUAUAUUGUUAUUAUAUGAUACUGGAAUUGUAGAUUUGAUGAAGAUAGAUAAUGACACAAAAGAAAUCAAUAGUUGUGAACUGCCAUCGCAUAUUAAUGAGCUUCCAAUAGCCAAUUGCUGUAUAUUCUAUGAUGAGUCAGAUCUUUUUGCACUGGUUAAAGAUGUUGAACCACUUAAAAAAUUUAAUGAAUUCAAUAACUUUACCAAAAAAAAUAAACCAAGUACAUCAAUGCCAAUUGAUGAUGAAUUAGAUGAACUUUUUAAUGAGUCUAAAAGUAAUGACGAUGAUUUAUUAGAAGCUAAUGAUGAAAUGGUUGAUGAUGAUUUAUUACAGGUUGUUGGUGAAGUAAAUGAAGAGAAUGUGAGUGGAGUUGUUAAGAAUACUAAAAGUGAAAGUUAUUGGUGUGUGAUAUAUCGACAAGAUGGCUCUUUGGAGAUUUAUAAACUUCCCGAAUUACAAGAAGUAUUUCAUUUUCCACAUUUUGAUAUGACCCCAACUGUUCUUGCGGGAUUUUUUACACGACAAAAUAUAAAGACACCAGGAAAAACGGCUGAUAUUCAAGAAAUUUUAUUAAAGAAUCUUGGAUUACACAAAAAGGACACAUAUCUUAUAGCUCGGACCAGUGUCGGUGAUAUUAUAAUAUAUAAAGCAUUUCGAUAUAUUCCUGGCUCUGAUAUAUUUGAUCCUUUCCAAAAAUCACAAUCGCAAGGUGAAUUAUCCGAUCACCUUGCAAUAAGAUUUUCACGAGUAUCUCACGAGUACAUUUCAAGAGAAUCUAUAUACAGCGACAUUCAUGACAAACCUGUAUCAAGUAAAAAUAAUCAACAAGAUAUUAAUGAAAUUGAAGAAGAACAAAUAAAAAACAAUUUAGAGUCACGUAAAGAACAACUUAGAUUAAAUAAACGAAGAUUGAUACCAUUCUCAAACAUUGCUGGAUUUACAGGGGUAUUUGUAACCGGUGCUAAACCUGUUUGGAUAAUUUGUGCCAAUAAUAAUUUUUUGAGAUUGCAUCCGAUGAAUGCUGAUGGGGAAAUAAAAAGUUUUACCCCAUUCCACAAUGAUGACUGUAGGUUUUCUGAAUUAUCUAAAGAAUUUUUAUAUGACAUGGAAUGGCCAGUAAGGAAAAUCUCGCUUGGGAGAUCGGUUCAUGGUAUUGAAUAUCAUCCUGAAAUGCAAGUAUAUGCACUAAUGACAUCUACACCAAUUGAAUUUCAUAUGAAAGAUGAGAAUGGGGUUCCAACAGAUGUUGAUGGGGAUAGUUCACAAUUUUUGCCAGAGACGCAAAAUUUUACACUAGAGUUAAUAUCCCCAAUCACAUGGGAAACUGUGGACAAACAUGAUUUUCAAGAAGAUGAACAAGGUCUUUGUAUAAAAUGUGUUAGUCUUCAAACAAAAUCAACCUCCAGUGGCAGAAAACCUUUUAUAGCUGUUGGCACAGGAUUUUUCCGUGGGGAAGAUGUGGGAAUGAGAGGAAAUAUAUAUGUAUUUGAAAUUAUUGAAGUUGUGCCGGAACCUGAUAAUCCUCAAACAAAUCAUAAAUUUAAAUUACUUUGUGCUGAAGAAGUUAAAGGCUCUGUAACUACUAUUUGUGAUGUAAAUGGAUAUUUAUUAACAUGUGUUGGGCCAAAGAUAUUUAUACGUGCCUUUGAAGAUAAUGAUUGUCUUAUUAGUGUCGCAUUUAUUGAUAUACAACUAUAUGCAAGUAAUGUAGUAUCAAUUAAAGAUUUUAUACUAUUGGGAGAUGUAUAUAAAAGUGUAUGGUUUCUUGGGUUUCAGGAAGAACCAGCAAAAUUGGUUUUAGUUGGCAAAGAUUAUAAUUCUUUGGAAGUUAGUUGUUUAAGUUUUUUGAUAGAUGAGCCUGCACUAUAUUUUGUUGUAGCUGAUAUGGAUAAAAAUAUUCAUAUGUUUCAAUAUGCUCCAUAUAAUGUGCAAUCUUUUGCUGGUCAAAAACUUAUCCGCCGCGGUGAUUUCCAUGUUGGAUCCCAAGUGAAAACAAUGCUCACGUUACCUAAAAAAGAAGUUAUACGUAAAGAUCAUGACUUUGAUUUAGAAUUUUCGUCCAAGACUUCAGAAGAAACCGGAACACUUGAUGGAAGUAUUGGAAUGAUCACGCCGAUAACUGAAAAAACUUAUAAACGAAUGCAACUUUUAUAUUCUCAAAUGGUUAAUGGAAUACAACAUCCAGCAGGCUUAAAUCCAAAAUCAUUUAGAUUACUACAAUCAAAAAUGCGAUUAGCAAUUAAUCCAUCAAAAGGAAUAUUGGACGGUGACCUCUUAUUCCAAUUUCCCAAUCUUGCCUUACAUAGGCAACGUGAGAUGACAAAACAAAUCGGUACAACGGAAAUGGGUGGAGACUCUUCAAUUUAUUCGUUAUUUGAAUAG
This is a messenger RNA of Entrophospora candida, 4413 nucleotides long. The record is from the annotation of a GenBank genome assembly. NCBI's taxonomy places the organism in Eukaryota, Fungi, Glomeromycota, Glomeromycetes, Entrophosporales, Entrophosporaceae.